AUGAUAGAGAUUGAAGACGUAAGCCCAGAAGUGUGCAGAAUCAGUAAUUUUGAUGUAUGGAACUAUACAUUUAGUAUAAAAGCCCUAAAGAAAGGCACAACCAGCUACCCAGCUCUCAGCAAUGGCAGUGGUAGCAGCAGCAGCCCAGUGUCAGCCCUCAGCAGUGGUAGCAGCAGCAGCCCAGUGUCAGCCCUCAGCAGUGGUAGCAGCAGCAGCCCAGUGUCAGCCCUCAGCAGUGGUAGCAGCAGCAGCCCAGUGUCAGCCCUCAGCAGUGGUAGCAGCAGCAGCCCAGUGUCAGCCCUCAGUAGUCAUAGCAGCAGCAGCCCAGCUUUAGCACUCAGUUUGCCAAUUUGUUGGACUCUGGCCCAAUAUGAACACUUCAAAACCAAAUACUCGUUCAUAUUCCUAUCUAAUAAUGCACUGGGAUGUGAAAUAUGCAGAGAUGCAGGGUCACCAGGUGUGCUAAGAUCUGGUUCAAACAAAUACACUUUUUCAUCAGAGUGGCAAUAUGGCAGAGUUAAACCGUAUGGGGAUACUAAAGACAAGCAGAUGAGAUCGUUACGAAAAAAAAUAUGCGAGCAUGUAACAUCGCAUAGCCACAAAUUAGCCGAGUCGAUCUGUGAAAAAAAAGAAGAAAGUACAUUAGAUGCCAGCUUCCUAAAAGCACAACAAGAACAGCUGUGCACCACUGAGAAGGUGUUUAGGACGGCAUAUCACAUUGCCAAAAGAAAUCGCCCAUACACAGAUCACCCUUCACUCAUCGACCUACAGCGCAUGAAUGGUCUUAAUAUGGGGAGAGUUUUGCACACUAAUGUCACAUGCACAGAGAUUGUUCAUUUCAUCUCAAAAGAAAUGAAACAUGCCCUGAUGACCAGCAUCAGGAAUACAAAGCCCAAAGUGUCCAUCCUGAUAGAUGACAGCACGACACUAAGCAAAAAAUCGUGUUUAGUUGUAUACGUUCGCGCAUCGAUCCAAAAUUCAGACCCACUCACUUUUUUCUUAGAGGUUAUUGAGCUAGAACAGACUACUGCAGAUGGCAUCACUGAUGCAUUGCUCAAGUGUCUCAUGGACAAUGGGUUAGAUGAUGAGUUUCUAAAGCAGUGCUUUCUUGGCUUCUGCUCAGAUGGGGCAUCGGUGAUGCUGGGUAGAAAGGCAGGGGUGUAUGCAAAGCUAAAGUCCAGAUAUCCAGCAGUGGUUGGCUGGCACUGCCUUAAUCACAGGCUAGAGCUGUCAGUUGGGGAUGCCGUAAGGAGCUGUGUGGAAACCAACCACUUCACCAGUUUCCUGGAUAAGCUGUACUGUCUUUAUAGCCAGUCCCCAAAGAAUUUGAGGGAACUGGAUGAGGCUGCAUCAGUAGUGGGCACACAGUUGAGAAAAAUAGGCCGUGUGUUAAAUGUGAGAUGGGUUGCCUCUUCCUACAGGACAGUUGAGGCUGUCUGGAAUAUGUAUGGUGCUUUGCACCAGCACUUUAUUAGUGCUGGUAAAGAUACAUCCAGGACCUCGGCUGAAAGGUGCAUGUAUGAUGGGCUUGCAGCUAAAUUAUCCUCAGAGGGUUUUGUUGUCAAUUUGGGACUAAUGUUGGAUGCUCUAGAAGAGCUUAAAGACUUGUCUGAGGCAUUACAAAACCGAGAAAUACGUCUCUCAGAAGGGUUAAAAAAAGUUAAACGGCUGGCUGAUGUUUUCUUAGCAAUGAUGGAGACACCAGGCCCUCAUUACCAGAUUGCCUGUCAGGCUGUUCAGGAUGGUGUUUUUAAGGGGGUUCCAUUGAAAACUGGUGGGAGACAAAUAAAAAUCAAUCAUGAAAAGUUUUUUCAUGCACUUAGUUGUAGCAUGCAGUCCAGGAUGGUCCCAGAGCAUGAGCUGGAGCUUUUUAAUCAAAUAAACGUGUUGUCACCUGACACCUGGCCCUCUCCAGUUCCACUGCUGUAUGGAGAACAAGAAUUGAGGCAGCUGUGUAAUAGUCUGGCGAUGAACUACUGUAGUGUCAAACAAGGUUUCAGGGACUACAAGGAAAACCCAAACAUGGCAAUUAAAGAGGGUCUUCUGAAAUUAAAACACACAGUAGGUACACUGGCUGUGAGCACAGCUGAAUGUGAAAGGGGAUUUUCAGCUAUGAAUACUAUUGUUUCACCACUGAGAAAUCAGCUGAAGAUUGUCAAUGUGUCCUCACAUGCUCAGUAG
Molecule: messenger RNA, 2181 nt
Organism: Xyrauchen texanus (razorback sucker)
Lineage: Eukaryota; Metazoa; Chordata; Actinopteri; Cypriniformes; Catostomidae
Product: E3 SUMO-protein ligase KIAA1586-like
Exons: 1
Coding region: 1-2181 (726 amino acids)
Source: RefSeq, a predicted model, not a curated record